CGCACUCUCGGUGCUGUCUAAUUAGGGCGCGCACUCUCGCGUAAAGGUGGAGGCUCGACUCGUCGACGCUGAGCGGCUCAGAGGAAACUUGUGCGAUGGAAACUUUGGCAAAUAUCGCUAAAUGUCUGUCACAUAGCUGAAAUAAUUUCAAAGUAUAUGGUCCAAACGAACUCUCCCAAUGUCUGACGAGGGAGAGGAAAGCGACAGCGGCGAAAGAGCGCGUCUCUCCGAGUCUCCCUCCCCGCCUCUGUCUGUCGGUCUUCCCCGAGGAUCUCCUUCCCUUCCACGGCCCCUGAACCUCUUCUCCUCCGCCUCUCCGCUGCUGGGGGACACGGACCCGCCUUACCUCGCCACUCCGGAGUGUCUUCACCCGUCUCCGGAGAACACGGAACUCGGGGACUCCACACACUUCACACCACCAAAGUUCCGCCGGCGCACCGGGGACACCGGCUCUCCACUUCGGUCUCGGCCGGCUGUGCGGAUAGAUGAGGCGCAUGACCACUACGAUGAGCCUUUUUCCAAGUGGAGAGGACGAGGCGCGGCGAACGCUGAUCGCUUUCAGCACCGCGGACAGAGACUCCAGCGGGCUCCGGAGCUCUCGGACUACGGGAACCACUACUCUGUUGAGCACAUAGACACCGACUUCAACUCUGAAACCCGCCAAACGGUGGAGGCCAUGCACCGCCGGCACACCACACUGAGGGAGAAGGGGCGUCGCCAGGCAGUGCGGGGUCCAGCCUACAUGUUCAAUGAGCGAGGCUCGCCACUCACUGCAGAGGAGGAGCGUUUUCUGGAUGCUGCUGAAUACGGAAACAUACCUGUGGUCCGCAAAAUGCUGGAAGAGUCCAAAACCCUGAACUUCAAUUGCGUGGACUACAUGGGCCAGAAUGCUUUGCAGCUGGCAGUGGGUAAUGAGCACCUAGAAGUGACCGAGCUGCUACUAAAGAAGGAUGGUUUGGCCAGGAUUGGAGAUGGCCUGCUUUUGGCCAUCUCCAAGGGUUAUGUUCGAAUCGUCGAAGCCAUUCUCGGUCAUCCUGCUUUCGGUGGAGGUCUCCGACUGGCUCUGAGCCCUCUGGAGCAGGAGAUGCGUGAUGAUGACUUUUACGCAUAUGAUGAGGAUGGAACACGUUUUUCGCAUGAUGUCACGCCCGUCAUCCUGGCUGCUCACUGCCAGGAGUACGAGAUUGUCCACAUCCUUUUGACGAAGGGGGCCCGCAUAGAAAGGCCACAUGACUACUUCUGUAAAUGUUCAGAGUGUGUGGAGAAACAGAAGAAAGACUCGUUCAGCCAUUCUCGGUCCAGGAUGAAUGCGUAUAAGGGCCUGGCCAGCGCAGCCUACCUGUCACUCAGCAGUGAAGACCCUGUGCUCACCGCCCUCGAGCUCAGCAACGAGCUGGCAAGACUGGCAAACAUCGAGACAGAGUUUAAGAAUGACUACCGCAAGCUGUCCAUGCAGUGUAAGGACUUUGUGGUAGGUGUGUUGGACCUUUGUCGGAACACAGAGGAAGUUGAGGCCAUAUUGAACGGCGAUGUGGAUCAGUGUCCACCGAGCCCCUACAACCGACCCUGCCUCAGCCGCGUCAAACUGGCCAUCAAGUAUGAAGUCAAGAAGUUUGUUGCCCAUCCAAAUUGCCAGCAGCAGCUGCUAACUAUCUGGUAUGAGAACCUGCCUGGCUUGAGGCAGCAGUCCGUUGGUGUGAAGUGCUGGACAGUUCUUGGGGUGACAGUAGGACUGCCCUUCCUGGCUAUCGCCUACUGGAUAAUGCCGUGUAGCAAGCUUGGUCAGAUCCUGCGAAGCCCCUUCAUGAAAUUUGUAGCUCACGCCGUCUCCUUCACCAUCUUCCUGGGCCUGCUGGUUGUCAAUGCUUCUGACCGCUUCGAGGGUGUCAAGAAUCUGCCCAACGAGACCAUCACAGACCAUCCUCGACAGGUGUUCAGGGUCAAAACCACCCAGUUUUCUUGGACGGAGAUGCUGAUCAUGAAGUGGGUGCUCGGUAUGAUUUGGUCAGAAUGCAAGGAGAUCUGGAGUGAUGGGCCCAGAGAGUACAUUAUGCACCUUUGGAAUGUUCUGGACUUUGGCAUGUUGUCAAUCUUUGUGGCGUCCUUCACGGCACGCUUCAUGGCUUUUCUUAAAGCAUCCAAAGCCCAGCAGUAUGUGGACAUGCAUGUGCCAGACGAAGACCUCAGCAACGCCUCACUGCCUGACGAAGUGGCCUACUUUACUUAUGCCAGGAACAAGUGGCGCCCAUCUGACCCCCAGAUCAUUUCAGAGGGCCUGUACGCCAUCGCUGUGGUUCUGAGUUUCUCGCGCAUCGCCUACAUCCUGCCAGCCAAUGAGAGCUUCGGCCCUCUGCAGAUCUCGCUGGGACGCACAGUCAAAGACAUCUUCAAGUUCAUGGUCAUCUUCAUCAUGGUGUUUGUGGCCUUCAUGAUCGGCAUGUUCAACCUGUACUCGUACUACCUGGGAGCCAAGUACAAUCCUGCCUUCACCACGGUGGAGGAGAGUUUUAAGACUCUGUUCUGGUCAAUCUUCGGGCUGUCUGAGGUGAUCUCAGUGGUGCUGAAGUAUGACCACAAGUUCAUCGAGAACAUCGGCUACGUGCUGUACGGGGUCUAUAAUGUCACCAUGGUGGUAGUUCUUCUCAACAUGCUCAUUGCCAUGAUCAACAGCUCGUACCAGGAGAUAGAGGAAGAUGCCGAUGUGGAGUGGAAGUUUGCUCGAGCCAAGUUGUGGCUCUCCUACUUUGAUGAGGGCCGCACCCUCCCUGCCCCCUUCAACCUGGUUCCCAGCCCUAAGUCCUUCUACUACCUGGUCCUCCGUAUAAAGUCCUGCCUGAUUCGCCUCUGCAAAGCCAACAGCCAUCAUCAUAAUGAGCUGGAGAUGGGCAUGCUCAACUCACAGGCCAAAGAUGAACGUUUCAAGUCUUAUGCGCGACCAGGAGAGGAAUUUAUCCAGAGAAAAUCCAGAAAACACCCGACCAGAUAUCAGAACAUCAUGAAACGCCUGAUUAAGCGGUAUGUGCUAAAAGCUCAGGUGGACAGAGAGAGCGAUGAAGUCAAUGAAGGCGAGCUGAAGGAGAUCAAGCAAGACAUUUCCAGCCUCCGCUAUGAGCUCCUGGAGGAGAAGUCCCAGGCCGCUGGUGAGCUGGCUCUGCUCAUCCAGCAACUCGGCGACAAGUUUGGCAAGAACACCAUGAGACACUGACAGGACUUGCAAGAAGGGGAGAGAGAGAAGGAGGGAGGAAUAUGUGAAAGGGGGUGAAAUCAGACGAGGAGGAGGAGGUGGUGGGAGCAGAAAGCAGGGUCAAGCCAGGUAUUUUUAAGACCUCAAUAGCACAAGAGGGAAAGAAAGGCGGGAGAGAGGAAGCAGGAUGUUUAUGAGAUUGGACAGGAUGGAUGGAGGAUGGUGGAGGAGAAGCUUGAGAUAAACAAACUGGGCAACGGCAGAUUUUGCUAACUAAAGGUAAAAGCAGAGUGAUUUGUAUAUGCAGUGACCAAUUAGGGAGAAAUGAGGCAAGAAGAAUGUGACUGCGAUUGAGCAUGAGGUCCAAGGCUCAGAGGUGAAGUAAACUCAGCUAGAGGGGCUUUGUGUUGACAGUUCAAUUCUAAUUAAAGGCAGUGUCUUCAGGGAGUGAGAAAGGAGAGGAAGAAAGAGGCUCGCGGGCUGGGUGAGAGGCAGAGGGAGACAAAUGAGGAGAAGGCAAGCACAGUGAGAUAUGAAAAGGCACCACAGGGCACAGGACUGAGGCAGCGCAGUGAGGAGGGCCCUACAUCCACUGCCAAGAGAUAUCAGUGUAUCACCAACUUGGUAGACAGAAAGAGGGAAACCCAGAGACGGGAGGAUGCAGAGAGAGUCCUGGAAGGGGAGGGGGACAAGUAAGAGAGAUAUCUCUAAAAAACUGCCACUGUUAAUCACACCAGAAAGGCUGGCUUUGCUUCUGUGUCUUCAUGGUGAUGCCUGUCCAGAUACUGCACACACCUUUAUACACCAGGCUAUCUAAUUAAAUACAUUUCCAUCCAUAAUGCACAACUUCUGAUCAGGAGUCAGAGGAUUCAGGAAAAAGCCGGAAAGCAGGAAUUAUGCAGUCAUUUAAGAGUAAAUAAAGAAACUGCUCAAAUAUUUAAAUAUUAUCCUCUCAUCUUAAUGUCACUCAGAGUGUUAUGUGUUGCAAUUCCACAUGAACUGUCUCCAAGAGAUCUAUGUUACAGGAAAAUGUCUUUGUAGGGUUGCAAAAAGGGGUAAUAGAAUCACUCCAGACAGCAUCUCUUUUACCUCAUUCAUCCUGCUGCAAGUACCGGGGAAAUCUUGAAUAAAAUAUAUAAAUAGGAUAUAUGAAAAGUUGAAUUGGAAGAUUUCACAUGAUCCCGCUCUCUUUUUGUUCAAAAUUUAAGUGCUUUGUAUGUUUGAACAACUUUAACCAACGUAUUAAAACGUGACCUAGAUAACUGCUGUGAAUACUCGCUUCUUCUUUGUGCCUUUGCAGCACUAAGGGUCUCUAAAAUAGUCACCAAAAAAUGGCACAUCCUUGAGGAGUUAAAAAUUGAGAAAGGGCGAUCCUUAAUAUAGCACAGUUUGAUAAACUGCUAAUUUUCUGAUAAUAACUGAGAUCUUUUUUCUUGUGCAGAGAGGAAACCUUUACCACCUAUUUACACUAAACAAAGUGCAGAUACAAUUAGGGUGCUAACAUUCUGUUGAGCUGUCGUAUCAGCAACUUUAUCCAUCCUUCAUGUGACUGCAGCCCACCUUUCGAUUUGAAAGUGACAGAUUCCCAUAUAUCUGUCAUUUAGAUUCAGUCAGAUCGCCAAACCUGAACCUAUUCAGGAUUUUAACAACCUGAAUGAGCUAUUAAUAUAUAUAAAUAGAAUGCUUUGGUCCUUUAUUUAUUUCAUGCUUGAUUCCUAAAGUUGAGUGUCUGAUUUGAACAUCCAAUGCUGACUGAACGUCAGUGUUGACAUUUGAGAAAUUCAUGUUUCAUGAGACGGUUUUGGUGUUUUAAAUUUAAUCAAUAGGCUGGAGAAGUUCCUCCAAGAAUCCUGCAGUGGAUUUAGAAAGCUAGAAUACAUGAUAGAGUCCAUUCCAUUCCUUCCAAAACUAAAACGAUAGCACCAAAAAUGACAUAUUAUCAACCUAUAACAUCACAUUGAUAGUAUUUUCUUAUUGUGUGGAUGCUACCAAAUGUCAUUAGCUCCCACAGGGAAGGAUCAGCAGGGGCCUACUCCACCUAUUAAUGUGUUUAGAAGGGUGUCAUUUGUUUUGAUGGAUUUAAAAAGAAAAACAGUUUUUGUUCAUUUUAAUAUCUUCAUCCUUUACGGAAAAAAAAUCUAAAUUUGAAUCUAUCUUUAGUUAGUUAAGAGAAGGUUAAAUGCCUAAACUCACGAUAGGUGUAAUAGGCCCACACAUACUUCUUAACGCCAUUAACAUAGCGUGUUAGUUAUACAUCAGAAGGCUUUAAACAUAAUUGAAAAGUUUGUCUUUUAACAGAUAUGAUUUUUCUCAACCUGUAGUGACCAAAUGUGUUUCAGAUACACAAAUGUUAUUUAGAGCUGGAUUUUCAUUUAAAUCAGUAGUUGGACUUGUGUCUUUAUUUAUUCGUAUUAUGUGUGAGAGCUGCUAAUUAUUUUCUGUGUGCAGAACCAGACAAAUAAUGAGAAGACUCCUGAAGAAUGUUUUCUGAUUCCCCACACUUGGAAAACAAAAUUACCUGAAAUACUGUAUUUUUAAUUUGUACACAAGAAAUGUUAAUUAAAUUGAAAUCUUGUACUGUAUAUUGUCAUAUUUUUGAUCCUUAAAUUAAACAGAAUAAGCUCUAAACUG
This is a messenger RNA of Amphiprion ocellaris (clown anemonefish), 5815 nucleotides long. Its product is annotated as short transient receptor potential channel 7. NCBI's taxonomy places the organism in Eukaryota, Metazoa, Chordata, Actinopteri, Pomacentridae. Gene Ontology annotation, cellular component: cation channel complex; membrane. Gene Ontology annotation, molecular function: store-operated calcium channel activity; protein binding; inositol 1,4,5 trisphosphate binding. Gene Ontology annotation, biological process: manganese ion transport; calcium ion transmembrane transport; regulation of cytosolic calcium ion concentration. The coding region runs from base 179 to 3205 and encodes 1008 amino acids. The transcript has 12 exons. The record is from RefSeq and is a predicted model, not a curated record.